Ipomoea triloba (trilobed morning glory) is the source of this 1804-nucleotide messenger RNA. Its product is annotated as ATP sulfurylase 1, chloroplastic-like. Gene Ontology annotation, biological process: sulfate assimilation. The record is from RefSeq and is a predicted model, not a curated record. Gene Ontology annotation, molecular function: sulfate adenylyltransferase (ATP) activity; adenylylsulfate kinase activity. The transcript has 5 exons. The coding region runs from base 204 to 1604 and encodes 466 amino acids. NCBI's taxonomy places the organism in Eukaryota, Viridiplantae, Streptophyta, Magnoliopsida, Solanales, Convolvulaceae.
GGUUCAUCCUCCCAAGUUCUCAUAUAUACCAUGGAGCACUAUAAAUGACAACAAUCUAUAUUGGCCUCUAAGCAUCACCCAAGAGGCCAGAAUCUUGUUGUUUACGCUUUGAGGCCCUUUAAAUUCUUGAAUUUCUAAAACCACCCCUCAAUCUCCCUCCCUAAAAGCUCCCAUUGUUGUAGACAGAGCUUCUUCAAUCUCACAUGGCGGCUAUGGCUUCACUUUUCCUUCAAACUCCAGCUUCUACUCGAUAUUUGCCGAAAACGCUGAAAACGCAAUUUAUCCAACCCUCCUUCAACCUGUCUCUCUCUCCCCGGGUCGCGCCCAGGACCCGACCCGGGACCCGAGUUUCAUGCGCGCUGAUACAGCCCGACGGCGGGAGCCUCGUGGAGCUUUUCGUCGAGGAAUCAGAGAGAGAAGGGAAGAAGAACCACGCCCUAGGUCUGCCCCGAAUCGAGCUCUCCAAAAUCGACCUCCAAUGGCUUCACGUGCUCAGCGAAGGCUGGGCUAGCCCAUUGCGAGGCUUCAUGAGAGAGCGCGAGUUCCUCCAAACUCUUCAUUUCAACUCGCUCCGUCUCGACGACGGCUCAUUCGUCAACAUGUCCGUGCCCAUCGUGCUCGCCAUUGACGACGCCCAGAAGAGCCGGAUCGCCGAGUCGAGCAGUGUAGCCCUCGUCGACGAUCAAGACAGAACCCUAGCCAUUCUCAACGACAUUGAGAUAUAUAAGCAUAAUAAAGAGGAAAGGAUAGCAAGAACUUGGGGAACAAUUGCCCCAGGUCUGCCUUAUGUUGAGCAAGCUAUAACUAAUGCUGGGAACUGGCUAAUUGGUGGGGAUUUGGAAGUUAUAGAGCGGGUCAAGUACCAUGAUGGUCUUGACAGGUUCAGACUCUCCCCAGCAGAGCUUCGAGACGAAUUCUCUAGGCGAAAUGCAGAUGCUGUGUUCGCCUUUCAGCUCAGGAAUCCCGUGCACAAUGGACAUGCUCUGUUGAUGACAGAUACUCGCCGCAGGCUUCUUGAGAUGGGUUAUAAGAACCCUGUCCUUUUGCUCCACCCGCUUGGGGGUUAUACGAAGGCGGAUGAUGUUCCACUUCAGUGGCGAAUGAAGCAACACGAGAAGGUUCUUGAAGAUGGUGUGCUUGAUCCUGAAACUACUGUGGUUUCUAUAUUCCCAUCGCCCAUGCACUAUGCUGGCCCAACUGAGGUGCAAUGGCAUGCAAAGGCUCGUAUAAAUGCGGGUGCUAAUUUCUACAUUGUUGGCCGUGAUCCAGCUGGAAUGGGGCAUCCAGUUGAGAAGAGAGAUUUAUAUGAUGCAGAUCACGGGAAGAAGGUGUUGUCAAUGGCACCUGGCCUAGAGCGGCUUAAUAUCUUGCCUUUUAAGGUUGCUGCAUAUGACAAGACUCAGAAUAAAAUGGCAUUCUUUGAUCCAUCAAGGCCUCAAGAUUUUCUUUUCAUUUCUGGCACCAAGAUGCGAACACUGGCAAAGAACAAGGAAAACCCUCCAGAUGGAUUUAUGUGCCCCGGUGGAUGGAAAGUCUUGGUUGAAUACUAUGAUAGCUUGGCUCCAGUAGAAACUGGCAGGGUCCCUGAACCUGCUUCAGUUUGAAGGUGUGGUGUUAGUUAUACAAAUAUGUGUUGUGCCAAUUUGGUCAAAACACAAUUUGGUCACCUGUGUAUAGUAUAGUUGUACCAAAGAUGAUUCCUUCAGUUGUGCAAAGUGUGUGGAUGUUAAAGGUUGUCAUAGGCUGGUUCACUUUGUUGUGAUUUCAUGAAGAAUAAUGCAUUGCCAUCUUUCUUGUGCCAUAA